Molecule: messenger RNA, 1151 nt
Organism: Anopheles maculipalpis
Lineage: Eukaryota; Metazoa; Arthropoda; Insecta; Diptera; Culicidae
Product: zinc finger HIT domain-containing protein 2
Exons: 2
Coding region: 6-1151 (381 amino acids)
Source: RefSeq, a predicted model, not a curated record
CUACAAUGAAUGAAGAAAUUUGCAAAAUCUGUGAAAUAACUAAAGCAAAGUACAACUGCCCGAGAUGCAACUUGAUGUUCUGUUCCGUUGAAUGCUACAAAGCCCAACAACACCUCGAAUGCUCGGAAGGCUUUUACCGGGAGAACAUCGUGGAGGAACUGGCACUUCGAAAAGCGGAAACAGAUGCCGCCGAAUCAAGCAAAACUAUGCUGGAAAUCUUACAACGGGUAGAAGAACAAACGAAUGCAAUGCAGGAUGAAGAUUCCUCGGAGGAGACCGAUUCGGUUCUACAGGAUGCAGAUCGCGACCUUGACUCGGAUGAUGAGGAACAGGAAGUACAGCUAGCAAGCCGAUUGAUGGGAAUCGAUCUGGACGAUUCGGCCAAAGUGUGGGAUAGAUUGACCGACGCGGAAAAGGAAGAGUUUCAACGAUUUCUAGAGAAUGGUGAUAUCGUAAAAAUGCUACCCGAGCCAAACAUUUGGUGGACAAAACUGUACAAGGUGGAUCUAGUGCAGGCAGCCGAGCAGCAAUCCCAGCAGGAGCAAAACAUGAUCAAGAAUUGUCCAAAAAUAGCGAAGAACAUCCCCAACUUGAGCGACCUGCUGAAAGACGCACCAUCCCCAACGGUCCGUCAUAAUAUGGCCAACGUGCUUGCGGCGUACACGUUCGUGUAUCGAUACUUUUUAGGAGAUGUCCAUGAAAGUGCAUUGGAAACAAUAGACUGUCUGCUUGGUGUGUGCAUGAAUCUUAAAAAGAGCGCCAUUUAUGAUACAGACCUGAUGGCUGUAACAUCCGUUGUUAGCGAAUGUUGUAAUGCACAGCUUCCGACGGAUAGUAAAACGUUGAGCGUACUGAAGGAAGACGUCCAGAGGCUGUUUUCUGGUCCGGAAGGAUGUAGUAAAAAGUAUAGAAGGUUUUUCCUACUGUCCGCUUUUUCGGACGUUCGUUCGCUACUGACCAAAGCCAAGCGCGAGCUAAAAGAAACGGACCAAAAAGCGAAGGAAAAUUGUGAAAAUGUAUCCACCGAGAAGAUUAAUUUAAAUGCCGGAGACCUAAAGCACGUGGAUGGCCCAUUGCUCAGAAGCUGUAUAAAGAAAAUAGAUUUUUAUCUAGCGUACGUGCGUUCGUCCCAUUUUCAACAGUCGGAUUAA